CUCACUGCCCCCAGCGCGGGCUAGAGCGCCCCAUACAGGAAACCAUAGAGACGGGGCCGGGCUAGAGAGGGCUUGGCCAGGGAAACGUUUCGAAUCUGGAGCACCCGAGUCUUAAGAUGAGAUUUAGCUGAGAAGGUUAAGCACGUCAAGAGGUGUUGGCACCCAGAGCCGAGCACAGGGCCCACUGUCAUGAAACCCUGAGUGGGACUGCUCAGGGGAGAGUGCAUGUCUUCAUGGUUGCUGUGGGUUAUACAGUUGCCCAGCUCUGAAAGGUCUUGAUCCACAGAGGGCUAGGGCUGCCCUCUGUAGUUUCCUGCAAUAAUUUGUGCUUUUCCAGUACAGUCCGUAAUGGACUUCCAGGUACUUAUAAACAUCCAUCUAUUGACACCCUUCAGUCCCUUCAACUCCUGAACAAAAACUCAAAGCCAAGUGUACCGGGGGUGGGGGGAAGGGUAUAUUUAUAUAUUUUCCUUUUAUCUUACUUGUUAAAAGUAAACAUUAGUUUUCUCUUCAUGGCAUACCCUUGGCAUUUUUUUUUUCAACCAUGAAAACUAGAUUUUGUGUCACAUACUGAAUUCUAGUUUGGAGAAGAAAAAACCUCUUAGCUGUGUGACUCUGGGAAAGUCAUUUGAGAUCUUUGUGCCUCGCGGUUUCUGCAUCAGGAAAUGAGACUAUUAACAGUAUCUAUCUCUUAGGUUUAGGAUAAUUAAAUAAGUUUAUACGUAAAGCAUUUAAAACAGUUCCUGCCAAAUAGUAAACACCAUAUUAAUAUUCAUUAAAUAAGGUAGAAACAUGUCAACUUGGGAAAUCCAGUAAGCAGAAGAAUCGGAAAAUUUCAAGUCUGUUAUCAAAGCUCUUUACUCACAGGGCUUUAAUCCAGAUGCCCUUAACUCUUACCCCUUCCAUCUUUCCCAGUGUCACCAGGGAGAGAGUAGAAAUAAAAUUCCUAUCCCAUCUCUGGGGACUGUCCCCUCCCUUGGAAGGCUCAUAAUCUCCUAGCAUGUCAGCCUCCUCUCUUCACAAGUGAUUAAGGGGCCAGGCUCCAAAGAAGAUUAAAGGAACAAUCUGUGGGGUGCACUGGGCAGGGGUACUCUACUCCAAGUUCAACCACCCUGCACUCUAAGAAUCAGCACCCAUGGCCCUUGUGCCAGGGAGCAGCGAGGAUGGGCCUUGGCCCAGAGAUAGCCCAGGCUCCUCUCAGCAUCCAGGUAGUCCUAGGCUGACCAACCGUCCCUGGAAGGAGAGAGGAGAAAUUGGCAGAGUUGAAGGUCACCAGGAUGUCCAGGUUAGUACUUCCCCACCCUGUGUCCUGCUGUUUGCUCAUCCUCUAAUUUGGCCCAAGCUCCCUGCUGUUCCAAUUUAGGUUGUCUCUCAAAAGACCCACAUCCCCUCCAUUGUGGUGGAAGACUCUGAGGUGAGUGAAGAAAGUGGGGAGCUCCGGUGGCCACAUGAGGAGCUGGUGCUGCUCACUGAUGAUGAGGAAGAGGAGGCCGAGGUCUUCUUCCAGGACCAAAGCGAAGACGCAGGCUGGACUUGGAGUUCACUGGACCCUAGAUCUCCCUUAAGAACUCUUAACCCAGAACUCAGCUGGGGGCAGGAGCAAGUAGAGCAAGACACCUCCUGGAUUCCAGAGGACACCGAGUGUCAGGAAGCCCCCAAUCCCUGUCCUCUCUUGGACCCAGCAUCAGGCUCCCGUGUCUGCAGAAGCUGCUUUGUGGAAUAUUCCCAUUUCCUGCCUCCCAGGAGCUUUGAGGGUAAGUAUCACUUUGUCUCCCACAAAUAUUUCGGCUUGGUUUAUGCCUUCUACCCAUCCUUUCACAAUCUUCCCCUUUUAAAAGUGAGAAAAAUGAGGCUUAAAGUUCAGGCCACUGGGUCACACAAGUCAUAUCCAAUGCUGGGAUUGGAUUAA
Camelus dromedarius (Arabian camel) is the source of this 1909-nucleotide messenger RNA. It is a transcript of the gene LBHD1, whose product is annotated as LBH domain containing 1. Lineage: Eukaryota; Metazoa; Chordata; Mammalia; Artiodactyla; Camelidae. The transcript is spliced from 2 exons. Gene Ontology annotation, cellular component: nucleus. The record is from RefSeq and is a predicted model, not a curated record. Gene Ontology annotation, biological process: positive regulation of DNA-templated transcription.